Messenger RNA from Heterobasidion irregulare TC 32-1, 2148 nucleotides. RefSeq names its product glycoside-pentoside-Hexuronide sucrose symporter. The record is from RefSeq and is a predicted model, not a curated record. Gene Ontology annotation, cellular component: membrane. The coding region runs from base 17 to 1981 and encodes 654 amino acids. Lineage: Eukaryota; Fungi; Basidiomycota; Agaricomycetes; Russulales; Bondarzewiaceae. The transcript has 13 exons. Gene Ontology annotation, molecular function: sucrose:proton symporter activity.
AAAACAACCGACGACGAUGACGGGCUUCGCCGCCCUCCCCGUCUCCGAGGAGGAUACCUCAGACACCUCCCAAUGGGCCGGCGUCGCUAAAAUACUCGGUCCACGCUGGGCACAGCUCCCUGCCCUCACCGUCGGACUCCUCGGUGUCCAGGUGAUGUGGUCCGUAGAGAUGUCUUACGCAACCCCGUAUCUCAUCUCCCUUGGCAUGUCCAAGUCCCUCACCGCCAUCGUCUUCCUUGCCGGCCCCAUAUCGGGGCUCGUCGUACAGCCCCUCAUCGGUGUGCUCGCAGACAACUCAAAGUCCCGUUUCGGCCGGCGGCGCCCCUACAUGCUCGCUGGCGUCGCGGUCUGCGCGUCCGCCCUCGUUCUCCUGGGGUUCACGCGUCAGUUCGCCGGCGUGUUCACCAGCCUGGGGUCUUCUGCCAACGAUUCGUUGACCGUCUUUUUGGCGGUGUGGGCUAUUUAUUGCAUCGACUUUAGCAUCAACGCCGUUCAGGCGGUAGACCGCGCGCUUCUUGUGGAUACGGUGCCCCCCGCCGAGCAGGCCAGUGGUAACGCCUGGGCUGCACGCAUGCUUGGAAUCGGGGGCGUGGUUGGGUUCUUCCUCGGCAACGUGGACAUGCCGGCCUCGUUUCCUAUCUUUGGAAAAACUGAGCUACAAGUGCUUUCGGUCUUCUCAUCAUUCUUACUUAUUGCAACGCACCUACUCACGGCGUCUUCGGUCAAAGAACGCAUUCUACUCACGUCUGGUCAGCCCAAGAAGAGCUUCCGGAAGGAAAUUACAGAUCUCUGGAUCAAUGCUCGUACACUCCCCUACGUUAUUCGCCAAAUAUGCUUGAUACAAUUCUUCUCGUGGAUCGCCUGGUUCCCUAUCCUUUUCUACACGACGACGUAUAUCGGGGACUUGUAUCGGCGCUCCCUCCCUCCUUCUACUAUACUGGACGACAAGGUCGACGCAGAGGCGACGCGUCUCGGCGCGCGCGCUCAGCUGUUCUCGUCCCUCCUGGCGCUUGCCACAAAUUUCUUGGCCCCGCUCGUGGUCAGCGAGGCGAGGCGGAGAAAGCCCAGGUCGGGCUGGCUGGACGCGGGAGAGCAUGCGAAAAGAUGGUGGGAGGGUAAAAUUCAUCUGGCAACGCUCUGGGCCCUGUCGCAUAUCAUCUUUGCGUUUUGCAUGAUGGGCACAUUCCUCACGGACAGCGUCGCCGGCGCGACCGUGUUGAUGACAUUGACGGGCUUUCCUUGGGCAAUCGCUCAAUGGGCUCCGUUUUCACUGCUUGCGGAAGCCAUCUUGACCACCCCCACGUCUUCCACGGAUCCGGACAUCGACGACGCCCAGUCAAUCCUUCUCGCAGACACACGAACAGGGACAGCUCGCGCACGAGAGAACGGUGGGGAGCGCGAACAGUUUCUAGUGGGAUCCGACGAUGGCGAUGGACAUUCAGACGUGGAUCGGGAACGGACGCCAUCGAUAGAAGGCGAGGACCGGCCGUGGAGCGAGGCUGCCGCACGACCCCAGGAGUCAAUGAUGGGGAACUUUGGCGCGAGGCGCAGCUGGGUCGACGUCACUUCCAUCGAUGGGCCAGGUGAGAAUGGCGUAGCCGCCGGCGCUCGCGAGCCAGGUCUGAGUGCAAAAGCCGGCAUCAUCCUUGGCAUCCACAACGUCUUCGUCGUCGUGCCCCAGUUCCUCGUGACUGGCCUUUCCUCCCUCAUUUUUGCGCUCCUCGAGCCGGAAAAAUCCGUCCUCCAUGCGGGGCACCCCUCCCCGGUUGGUCCGAGCCCUGCGACGAAUGGAACUGGUGCGGAUGUGGGUGCCGUCGUGCGCGGCCUGUUGGAGCGGCAGGUCGCGGACGGCACUCGAGAAGGAGCACCUGCUCUGGACGGUCCGAACUCGGUCGCUAUCAUAUUUCGGUUGGGAGGCUUGUCUUCUGCGAUCGCGUUUGUCAUUUGUUGGCGGCUUGCGACAGAAAUGCGAAGACGUUAGAUGGGCUACUAAUUACAGGCCGCUGUCCCACAUCCACUGUCGUGAGAAGAGGAUUUUUUUAAUGUAUCGUUCUACUUCCCUGCAUGCCGAAGAUCGAGCAACCCGUGACCUAGCACCACUUGCAUUCAAUUGGAGACGAUGUCUAAAAUACUGUUCCGUCGCUCUGU